AUGGGGCCGGCACCAGCCGGAGCAACUGGGGAGUCAGAGGUGAUGGAGCCAAUUUUGGAAAGCAUAGGCAAGGGAGGGAAGAAGGCGUCCUCAAAGAAACGCACGGUGGCUGGGUCUCCAGUGGAGGGCCUCUUGCAGCCAGUGAAGCUCAGCAGGGCAGAGCUAUACAAGGAGCCCACCAGUGAGGAGCUGAAUCGCCUUCGGGAAACUGAGAGCCUGUUCCAUUCCAGCCUGCUUCGUUUACAGGUAGAGGAGCUACUAAAGGAAGUGAGACUGUCAGAGAAGAAGAAGGAACGCAUUGAUACCUUCCUACAGGAGGUCAAGCAGAGAAUCCUGAGGGUGCCCUCAACCCCUGAGACAGAGCUGAUGGAUCAGGCAUGGCUCCCAGCUGGGGUUCGUGUUCCCAUCCACCAAGUGCCUUUUACUGUGAAGGGCUGUUUUCGCUUCCUGCCCCCAGUCCAGGUCACCAUUGUGGGCAGCUACCUUCUGGGCACCUGCAUCCGACCGGACAUCAAUGUGGAUUUGGCGCUGACCAUGCCCAGGGAGAUCCUGCAGGACAAGGACGGGCUGAACCAGCGCUACUUCCGCAAGCGUGCCCUCUACUUGGCCCACAUGGCUCACUACCUAGCCCAGGACCCCCUCUUUGGCAGUGUUCGCUUCUCCUACAGCAAUGGCUGCCACCUAAAACCCUCACUACUGCUGCGGCCGCAUGGGAAGGAUGAGCGCCUGGUUACUGUACGUCUACAUCCGUGUCCCCCACCUGAGUUCUUCCGCUUAUGCCGCCUGCUGCCAACCAAGAACAACGUACGCUCUGCCUGGUACCGAGGGCAGAGUCCUCCAGGGGAUGGGAGCCCAGAGCCCCCAACACCCCACUACAACACAUGGGUCCUGCAGGACACAGUCCUUGAGUCCCAUGUGCAGCUGCUGUCUGCUGCCCUGGGAUCAGCCCCAGGACUGAAGGAUGGUGUGUGUCUUCUGAAGGUCUGGCUGCGGCAGCGGGAGCUGGACAAGGGACUGGGUGGGUUCAGCGGGUUCCUGGCCACCAUGCUGGUUACCUUCCUCACAUCCACACGCAAAAUUCAUACCACCAUGAGCGGCUACCAGGUCCUGAGAAGCGUCUUGCAGUUUCUGGCUACCACAGAUCUGACAGUCAGUGGGAUCAGUUCAUGUCUUAGCUCGGAUCCUUCCUUGCCCGCCCUGGCUGACUUCCACCAGGCCUUCCCUGUUGUCUUCCUGGAUUUCUCGGGCCAUCUCAACCUCUGUGCUGAUGUUACUGCCUCCACUUACCACCAGGUGCAGCACGAGGCACGGCUGUCCAUGACAUUGUUGGACAGCAAAACAGAUGACGGGUUCCAGCUGUUGCUGAUGACUCCCAAACCAAUGGUCCGGACUUUUGACCACAUCCUCCAUCUCCGCCCACUGAGUCGUCUGCAGACGGCUUGUCACCGGUUGAAGCUGUGGCCUGAGCUGCAAGAUCAUGGCGGGGACUAUGUCUCAGCUGCUUUGGGCCCCCUCAUUACCCUCCUGGAGCAGGGCCUGGGAUCCCGGCUGCAGCUGCUGGGCCACUCUCGGCCUCCAGUCCCGGAGUGGGGAAUCCACCAGGAUCCUCCCAAGCACAGAGACUCCGGAGCCCUGACCCUGGGAUUGCUCCUGCGUCCUGAAGGGCUGACCAGUGUCCUGGAGAUGGGUCCAGAGGCUGACCAGUCUGAGGCUGCUGUUUUCCGCCAACUGUGGGGUUCCCGCUCAGAGCUCCGGCGUUUCCAAGAUGGUGCCAUUCGGGAAGCUGUGGUCUGGGAGGCAGCCUCGGUAGCUCAGAAGCGCCUUAUUCCCCAGCAGGUGGUCACCCACCUCCUAGCACUUCAUGCAGACAUCCCAGAUACCUGUGUCCACUAUGUGGGGGGCUUCCUGGAUGCAUUGAUACAAGGCCCGAAGGAGACCUCCAGCACAGGGGAGGAAGCCCUGGCAGCUACAGUGCGUUGCUACGAUGACCUCAGCCGCCUGCUGUGGGGGCUGGAGGACCUCCCACUGACUGUCUCUGCUGUUCAAGGUGUUCACCCAGUGCUGCGAUACACGGAGGUAUUCCCACCACUGCCUGCCUGGCCAGCCUAUUCCUUUUAUGAGCGCCUUCGAGAGCAGGCCUCACUGGCGCCCCGGCCCGACAAGCCCUGUCCAGCCUAUGUGGAACCUAUGACUGUGGUGUGCCACUUGGAGGGCAGUGGUCAGUGGCCUCAGGAUGUUGAGGCCGUGCGACGGGUCCGAGCUGCCUUCCAACUUCGCCUGGCAGAGUUACUAACCCAGAAACAUGGGCUGCGGUGCCAAGCCACCGCCACGCACACAGAUGUCCUCAAGGAUGGAUUCGUGUUCCGGGUACGGGUGGCUUACCAGCGGGAGCCCCAGAUCCUGAGGGAGACACGAAGCCCUGAGGGGGUGAUGUCACUGAGGGAUACACCUGCCUCCCGCCGCCUUGAGAGGGACACGAAGCAGUUGCCCCUGCUCACCAGCGCCCUGCAUGGACUCCAGCAGCAGCACCCAGCCUUCUCGGGUGUGGCUCGGCUGGCCAAGCGGUGGGUUCGCGCCCAGCUCCUGGGGGAGAGCUUCUCUGAUGAGAGCCUGGACCUGGUGGCUGCUGCCCUCUUCCUGCACCCUGAACCCUUCUCUCCACCCAGCUCCCCCCAGGUUGGCUUCCUUCGGUUUCUCUGCCUGGUAUCAACCUUUGAUUGGAAGAACAACCCCCUCAUUGUCAACCUCAACAACGAGCUCACUGUGGAGGAGCAGGUAGAGAUCCGAAGUGGCUUCCUGGCAGCUCGGACACAACUCCCUGUAAUGGUCAUCACUACUCCCCAGGACCGUAAGAGUUCUGUAUGGACACAAGAUGGACCCUCAGCCCAGAUCCUACAGCAGCUCGUGAUCCUGGCAGCUGAGGCCUUGCCCAUCCUAGAGAAGCAGCUAAUGGAUCCCUGGGGGCCUGGGGACAUCAGAACAGUGUUCCGGCCACCUUUGGACAUGUAUGAUGUGCUAAUCCACCUGUCUCCCCGUCACAUUCCCCGCCACCGCCAAGCUGUGGACUCACCGGCUGCCUCCUUCUGCCGUGGCCUGUUCGCUGAUCCCCGACCCUCACCCUUGAUGCCUGUGCUGGGUUAUGAUCCUCCCCAGCUCUAUCUGGCGCAGCUCAGAGAGGCCUUUGGGGAGCUGGCCCUCUUCUUCUAUGACCAGCAUGGUGGUGAAGUGAUUGGCGUUCUCUGGAAGCCUACCAGCUUCCAGCCCCAGCCCUUCAAGGCCUCCAGCACAAAGGGACGCAUGGUGAUGUCUCAAGGUGGGGAGCUGAUGAUGGUGCCCAAUGUGGAAGCAAUACUGGAGGACUUUGCCGUGCUGGGCGAAGGCCUGGUGCAGACUGUGGAGCCUCGAAGUGAGAGGUGGACUGUGUGA
Messenger RNA from Chrysochloris asiatica (Cape golden mole), 3426 nucleotides. RefSeq names its product nucleolar protein 6 (RNA-associated) (gene NOL6). The coding region runs from base 1 to 3426 and encodes 1141 amino acids. Gene Ontology annotation, cellular component: CURI complex; UTP-C complex; small-subunit processome. Gene Ontology annotation, biological process: tRNA export from nucleus; rRNA processing. NCBI's taxonomy places the organism in Eukaryota, Metazoa, Chordata, Mammalia, Afrosoricida, Chrysochloridae. The record is from RefSeq and is a predicted model, not a curated record. The transcript is spliced from 26 exons.